Molecule: messenger RNA, 1541 nt
Organism: Capsaspora owczarzaki ATCC 30864
Lineage: Eukaryota; Filasterea; Ministeriida; Capsasporidae
Exons: 9
Coding region: 104-1270 (388 amino acids)
Molecular function (GO): monoacylglycerol lipase activity; short-chain carboxylesterase activity
Source: RefSeq, a predicted model, not a curated record
GUCUAAGUUUUUUUUUUUAUUGUUUUCCCUUCCUUCUCCCAACUCUUUGCAACAACCACUCCUUUUUUUUUCUUCUCUUUGUUUCCUUUUGUCGUUCCAACUAAUGUCCAUGCUUGCUGACUUUGGAUGGGUUGUGCUGGCGUCUGGCACGGCCAUCGUUGCCACUGCGCUGCUGAUGGCGCGAAUUGCGACCCACCGCACGCCGCCGACGCUGCACCACCAUCCCGAGUCGCGGCUCGCCCGCACGCUCCGCAACAACAUGAAGACACUCUCGCGCCAGUUUCUGCCAACGUGGUGGGCGCUGAACGGCCACGCGCAGACCGUCUUUGGCGUCAUACUGCGAACCAAUCCCGACGUGGCCUAUGAGCGAGAGCUCGUUGGCAUGAGCGAUGGCGGACAAGUCGCUUUGGACUGGCACGACAUCCCGGACAUGGAGGAGUCGACGCCGCUGGUUGUCGUGCUGCAUGGUUUGACGGGCGGCUCCAACGAAAAUUACGUCAAGCACAUUGUGCUCGAAGCCGAACGCAACAAAUGGCGAACUGUCGUGUUUAACAAUCGAGGCUGUGGCAACUCUGUGGCUAUUACUCCUCGCGGAUUUUCGGCAACGUUCACGGAUGACAUUGCCGAGGUGGUCCAACAUGUUCAUGCAAAGCACCCGAAAGCACCCCUGUUUGCUGUUGGUGUUUCGCUCGGGUCGAUGAUUUUGAUCAAGUACUUGGCCGAGCGAGGAACCUCCACCGCCCUCCAAGCUGCUGUCGCCGUGUCAAACCCCUGGGAUAUCAUUGGAUCCACCAAGUCACUCGAGUCCUUCCCAAGCCUUUAUCUGUACAACCAGCGAUUGGCAAAAAACCUCAAAAAUCUCAUCUUCCGCCACCGACACUUGUUUGACGCUGCCCCCGAAAAAUGGUUUACCAUUGAGGAUGUCGAGAAGUGCCGGACUAUUCGUGACUUUGAUCAAACGGUCGUCGUGCCGAUGUUUGGCUUCGCUUCGCUGCAAGAAUACUAUUCGCAGGCCAGCUCGGUCAAUCACCUGCCCAAAGUGCAAAUCCCGCUUUUGUGCAUCAACGCUGCAGAUGAUCCCUUCUCUCCUGUUCAAGGCAUCCCGUUUGCCGCGUUUGAGGCAAACCCCAACGCCCUGCUAUGCCUUACGCCCACUGGCGGGCACAUUGGUUUCAGCGAAUCGCACCUGCCGCCGUUUGGCUCAUCCUUUGUCGAGUCGGCUCUGGGCGAGUUUUUGCACUGCAUGCUCGCACACCAGAAGGCCGCAUGAGCUCACUGUGAGGGGCGAAUCAACCCUAGAUCGAGGAGCAAAUUUCCAGACUUGUUGUUCCUUGACAAUUCAUAAAGAUUGGCUCGGAAGUUUCAAUCCAAUUUUCCAGUUUGGUAGCUUUCUCCAACUCUUGUGCACUUUGGUGACACAAGCUCGGAACACCUUCACAGUCGUUUGCAUUUUCAUAACUUGCUUUUUGUACUCCACAAUCAAAACCGGAUCAACUUGGGUCAGAGUGAUGUCAUCAGGCUGCAAGAGUACUCCAUCCUCG